ACUCAGUCACACCACAGUUUCACCCUAUAAAGAAAUUCAUUGUAACAUUUGUUCCACGAAAUAUUGAAGGUUUCAGCAAGAACCAUAGUGAUGCUCAUCAUGUACGAACUGUAUAAAAGGUAGCCCAGAAUCUGUGAGAGUCAUUCCGAACUCACAAACAGUUCAGAACAUUUCUACAAUCAGGAGAAGUAUUUGAUUAUUAAUUCAUCAUGAGGUCUUUUAUCUUCAGUGGUUUACUUCUCGUUUUUGCUAGUCUUUUUAUCAAAGGGGAAGCAAUUGAAAAGAGCUAUCUGGUGUCACUGAGGAAAGCUGAGUUCCUGAGUAUAAUCAACUGCAUUUCAAUUAGUCGUGAUCCUGUUCUCUGUGCUAAAUAUGCUGCUUGUGAGAAGGAAUUGCCUCCAAGAGUUUUUGCUGCUCAUCAGAAGUGUCAAAAGGAACAUGUUGGGCUCGAAACUCUGAGAUGCACCAAACAUGAACCUCUGUACAAGGUCCCUGAGAUUCCCGCCAAGAUCUUUGAUUGUGUUGUUGAAACCGUGCAUAAGCUCACUCCACCUGAAAAGAAAGUCAUUGUGAAAUUCGAAGAAUGUGCCAAGAAAUUGAAAGAAGAAAGUUGUAAAAUCGUCGAAGGACAUGCCCAUGCCCACAGGGCGCGCCACUUCCGCCAUUAACAGGAGAAAGAAGAACCUGUUACUGUUUUUCUACUGUCCUAAAUUAUGAAUAAUAGUCAAUCAAUGACUCUAAUAUGUAUUUAAUUUAAUUUAAUUAAUAAUCUAAUAUGUAUUCUCAAUGUAUUUCAACUAAUGCAAAAUUUACUAUAGGAUAUCAGUAUAGUAAACUUAGUAUUUUCUGAACUUUUAUCCAUGUUUCUUGAAU
This is a messenger RNA of Argiope bruennichi, 873 nucleotides long. RefSeq lists its product as uncharacterized. The record is from RefSeq and is a predicted model, not a curated record. The transcript has 6 exons. NCBI's taxonomy places the organism in Eukaryota, Metazoa, Arthropoda, Arachnida, Araneae, Araneidae. Bases 210 to 668 code for a protein of 152 amino acids.